Culex pipiens pallens (northern house mosquito) is the source of this 9365-nucleotide messenger RNA. RefSeq lists its product as uncharacterized. NCBI's taxonomy places the organism in Eukaryota, Metazoa, Arthropoda, Insecta, Diptera, Culicidae. The transcript is spliced from 6 exons. The record is from RefSeq and is a predicted model, not a curated record. The coding region runs from base 1044 to 1979 and encodes 311 amino acids.
CUUAUUAUCAACGCUGAGCGUGGAUGAACUUUGAGGUUUUGACCGGUGGGGAAAAGUCGAUUAAUCCUCGCAGCUGGCUUGUUUUUUCGCGUUUUUCGCGGACGCGUUCGCGCACGGUGGAAAAGUUUUGUGAUUUGCGUGCUUUGCGAAGAAGGUCGUGCCAAAAGGGCUUGGAGUUGUGGGGGAAAUUUCGAGGUUUUCCGACCACCUGCUGACCGGAACCGGAAGCGACGAGGCGAACCGACGUCUGGCCUACAUCCCGGCGUCACCGACGUGGCCAAGAUAUAUAGAUUUUCGGGUUUGUUUUAUUUGGAAAGUCAUUAAUCACAGCAGGAAGUACGCGUGUGAGCUGUGAGCGAGAGAAAGAAGGUGGUGAGGUGAUUUACGCGGAUGUUUUGUUACAGUUUAAAUAGCCGUGGAAAAUAGCUGGGGAUCGACCCCACCAAACCCCGCGCCCCCACCCAAAUAGUACAAGAAUAGAAUAUCAAGUGUCUGCAACGGAUGCAGCGACGGUGAAAAUUUCUCCCUUCUGUGCAAGUGCACCCAAGUGAGAGAAGAAAAGUGUGGGAAAUUUAUGUGCGAUACCUGGGUCUGCCCUUCUGCUUCUAAAGAAGCAUAGUGUUCGUCCCCCACCCAUAUUUUAGAAAAGAAGGGGAGAAAGUUGCUGCAUAAAAAGAAAAAAAGGAGUGAAUGUAUGACAUAAAAUAAAUGUGAGAAUCUCAGCCGAGCGCGGAAUUUCAAGUACUUGGAAGAAAUGCGAUCACGUGUUUAUUGCAGCAGAUGAAAACAUAAAGCAAGAAGAAGAACCAUCUUAACACAUCUCAUCGUCAUUAAUUCGACACGUGGAAGCGAUGCUGAUGGUAUCCAAAUAAACCAAACGGGGGGGUCGAUAACGACCGGCAGCAUCCGCUCUGGAUUCGAAAACAUUGCUGAAAUCGCCGUAACAAAAAUCAAACAAACAAAUCAUCAUCGCAUCAAAUUGAAAAAAAUCAAAUCCGAGCUGGUAGAAAGAAAAUCGCGCCCCCGCGAAAACGGAAUAUGAGAUGUGGAGUUUGCUAGUGCUGUUGCAGAUUUUGCUUGUGAAAGAGACAGCGUUCGGUAUCAAGCUGACGGAGGUGCGAGUGCCUAAACACACCAUCAAGGACCACUCGGUUCGGCUCGAGUGCCACUACGAGAUGGAGGGCGAGGCCCUGUACGCGGUCAAGUGGUACAAGGACGGCCACGAGUUCUACCGGUACGUGCCCCGGGACUCACCGCCGGUGCAGAUCUUCCCCCGCGAGGGCAUCAACGUUGACGUACAAAAUUCCACCAACGACCAGGUGGUUCUGGAUCCGAUCGAGCUCGCGUCCACCGGCAAGUAUCGAUGCGAGGUGUCAGCAGAAGCGCCGUCCUUCCAGACCGUGUCCGACCACGGCGAGAUGACCGUUGUGGUUCUCCCCGACGAAGACCCGCACAUAUCGGGCGGAAAGCCCCGCUACCAGCUCGGGGACGCUGUCCGCGUAAAUUGCACCUCCGGCCGGUCCAAACCCGCCGUUCACCUCACCUGGUACAUUAACAGCGAGCCGGCGGAGCCGGGGCUGGUGCGGCAGUACGAGCCGGUCGUGUCCGGCAAGGACAAGCUGGAGACCUCCAUUCUGGGGCUGGAAUUCCGGGUAAAGCCAAAGCACUUCAAGCGGGGUGACAUGAAGCUGAAGUGUCUCGCCACCAUUUCCACCGUGUACUGGAAGAGCAACGAGGAAAGCGUCGAGGGUGACAAACCGCAGAAGGCGCCGAUGCUCGAGUCGCGAAAGGCCGUCGCCGCCAACACGCGGGCGGACCGGGUUCAAGCAGGUCACAGCAGCGCCCCCAGCCUGCCCUCAAGUCUCGUCACACUGCUAGCAACACUCCUGCUGGUGGUCACCGUGGCAACGAGCAGGUCGCACAGCUUACUCAGCACAACUCCGCAGCAGCACUUCCGACCAACAACCGCCCCAAGGUAACUAGAAACCGGGAAAAUGAGCUCUUAAGCACCUCUCUAGAACUAUGCUGCUGGUGAAAAAAAAAAAACUAUUUCAAUUAAGCUGUGUAAGUGAAACCAAAAUUUUAACUUCUAACUAUAACGUACAGACAAAAAAUGUGUGGGUGGUUGAGAAGGGUGAAUGCGGGAAAUUUGCGUGAGUGCGGAAGAAAGAUGUUGUUUUUUUUUUUAGAUAAAUUAAGUUAUGAAGAAAUUUAAAUAAUUGAAAAAAUCUAUAUAAGUGUAGCGAUGAUGGUGAGGGAGAAUGAGCAAAUUUUAAGCAGAAAACUUUUGAACUGGUGAGAAAUAGUAUUACGAGGAUAGAAGAUAAUUUAUUUAUGAAUGGUAAGGCGAAACUUUUCCAUUGGUACGCUCGCUAAUAAAUCAAAUUAAUUUGAUUUGCGUAUUCAAAAAAAAAGAGAGAGAAGAGAGAAGGAAGGUGGCAAACAAAACCGAAAGCACGUCUAGGAUUAGAGUAGGAAAAAACCCAGCUAUGGCAGCAAACCCGAGACUAAUGAUUUCAUCAGAUAGAGAAAGAAAGAGGGUAGAUAUCUUCAUUCCGUUCCAUGACCGACCACACUGUGAAGGGUAGGGUAAUUUGACAAUAGUUGGUGGGGGAAAGGAUGAAAAUUUCUUUGUUCAACUGUUGGCAGGCUACCCUGCUUUUGUAUUAAAGUAUGCCAAAGGUGGCAAAAAAAGAAUAGCUCUAUAACUCUAGACUACACCUUCACUUGAUUUAGUCAAAUAGCAUUAUCAUUUGAAAAUUCACAUUGUAAAUAAAGCCGAUUUGCUCGCGCCCUACUUAAGCUCUUUUUCCACAGCUCAACCCAUCAGCGGCUUCCGUCUAUUGUGUAACAUUUUUAUUCCGAAGCCCUACGAGAAAAUCGUGCACGAAAUCAGGAAAUGGAUUCAACCUAUUCCCAUCCCAUUCGCAUUCCCUACCCCUUUGACUACUCCAUGGCAUGCUUAUUUAACCCCACACCAACCCAACCCCAUCAAUUUUCAAAACAAUCACACCGCAAAAGUGGAUUUUCACACCCACACCACCACCACAGUGAAAAAGUCAACCAUCACCAUCGCCGUUGCUUCCGCUAGUCACCGCGUGGUGGCGCCCAACUCGCUGCGCGCAAAUUUCAAAAAUUAAAUUUGACAACACGCUGUCGAUAGCUGUUAUCGACGCGAAAUAUUUAUUCGAAAUAAUGCUGUUAUUUCGAUCGGAACCCAAACCAAUACAUCCAAUCACACAAUGAACCUCACGUCGAACCGCCCCCUCCCCCCUUCUCGAUUGGUUGGUUGAAUUAUGGUCUUCGAUGGUGGAGUGUGGAAAAACACCCCUUCUCGAGGCUAUCCAUAUCCUUUUAUUUUCGAGCAGCUGCUGGAAAAUUCCGGCCCGUGGAAUGAAUGCUAAACGUACGAUUUUCCUAGAGUUUUGCCCGAGUUUCAAGAAAAAAGAAAACGACGUCAAUUUGUUUUGGCGCGGCAAGCGCAGGCCAUGAUCGCGCUUUGAAGAGAAAGGAAAAAAUAAUGCUGAUGAGGACAGCAUUAUGUUUUUUCCCCCUUCAAUCGAAGUAGUCUGGGGAAGGCUGAUUCAGCUGAAAUGAUGGGGGAGAGUGUGUGUGGGGUAGAGGGUGAUCAAUGAGAUGGAAUCGAUUGCGCGUAGCGCCAGGUAACUAGAUUGGGGGAAGACUUUUCAUCAGUUCGUUUUGGGAAAUUCAGUUUUAAAGUUCAAGUUAUUGAUUAAAAAUGGUGACGAAAGCUUACACUUAAGUGGCUUGAAAGUAGAGCGUCCAAUUUCCCGUCCCGGGAAAAAAAAUUCUCGGAAAUUCCCGGGAUUUCCCGAAAAAAAUAUUUCCCGUUUCCCGGGAAAUUUAUAAAUUUCCCGGGAAAUCCCGAAAUUCAAGCGGAAGUAUACAUUUUCCAAACUUUUUGGCACAUUAUUUUUUAGAUUUACAAGAAAUUAUUAUGAAAAAACUCAAUUUUAUUUUAUUCUAUUCAAUUUACCGUUCUUAUAACUUAUCAGUUCGUCUGAUAAAUUCAUAUUAGUGUUUAUUUCAAAUAGUAUUAGUUUCUGUAGCUUUCAUAACUGGGAUCUUGUUUAUUCGUUAAGCAACAAAAAAUACGAUAUUUUGGAAUGAAAAUUAAAUGUUAUAAUUCUGGUUAAUUUUUCAAACGAAAAUUGUUGUUUUAUCAUUUGAAAACAAGGUACCCCUUCUGUCAAAAUAUUUUUUUUACGAUUUUGUUUACUAUGGCCAAAUUGGAUGAAAAUUGAAAAAAAUAUCCUCAAAGAGAGCUGUGCAAGAAAAAUUUGGUUAAUUUGUUUAAAAGUGUUUACAGUUUAAUGUUAAAAAAAUAUAUAGCACUUGAGCUAAUGAGCUAACAAGUUAAGAGGUUUUCAAAUGAAAUAGUGUCUAAACUACUUUUAUUUCUUUAAAAAUUAUUUAAGUCGAGGUCAUUUAUUAAGCUGAAUCAUAAAAAAAACUACUUCGUAUUGUAUAGAAGGUGUCCAAAAAAUGCAAACAUAUAUUAAAAUAUCGCUCCAAAUAUGUCUAAGCUUUAAGUUGUGAUUUUAUAAAAAUAAUAUUUCUAGUGAAAAAGCUGAUUUUUAAUGUAAAUCCAAUGCUUAUAUAUUUAUUCAUGAGCACAAACAAGUAAGAUUUGUUUGGAAAAUAGAUUUCAAAUCCAUAUUUUCUUCAUGAUUUUUAUAGAUUUCAACGUCGUCUCAAUAUUAUGCUUUAUCAUAUUCUCUCAAACUGUUCACAGAGCCAUACUUAAUAGCAAUUUUAUGGUUUUGAAGCAUAGAUUCAUUUUACUCGCUGUCCAAAUACUGUGAUUAGAAAAAUAAUACUGCACAAAAAAUACUGAUGAUUAUUUUUUAAUCGAGUGUACGAAUUGCAAGACAGCCUAUAAAUUUAGAAUUUUUAUAUAUUUUCUUGAUUUUUUGUAUGCAUGUUAUUAUUAUUUUGAUCAUUUAAAAUGCUAUUUUAUACCAUUUUGUUGAAGAAUAUCAAUCAGAACCAAGAUCAGGACAAUUUUCGGUAAAAUUUGAAAUUUCCCGGAAAUUCCCGGGAAAUUUGUUGAAAAUUUCCCGUUUCCUGGGAAUUUUGUAAAUCCAGGAAAUUGGACGCUCUACUUAAAAGUCACAAUUUUUGCCGGAAAUGUGAAAUCAAGGAAUAUUUAGUUUUAGAAGUAAGUUUACAAACUUCUGAUGAAAUUCAAACCAUGUGGCUAAGGGUGUGCCACCUAACUAACAAUUCAGAAGCCGAUUGUUCGAAUUUGAUAUUAAAUAAAGCUGGGACGCCCGUACUCUAUUUUUUUCGAAGUUUCCCAAAUUUUCUUCUUCUACAGAAUUGAACGUGUCCUGUGAAAAAAUAAACGAAUUUAUUUUUGGCAGGUGUGCUUUGAAAUGGCAAAUAGAGAAUUUUUUUUAAGAUUAUAGGAUACAUUUUUAAUGUACUUUCAACGCGAAAUCAACGCGUGUUGUAAACCUGACGAAAUACAGGCAAAGGAUUGAAUCUCUCACUUUCCCUUAUUCUUCUUAUAAAAAGAUAGCAUAGAAGUUAAAAUUAUUCAAAUUAAAUUAUAGAAAUAACACACUUUGAUUUCUUUACCGAAUUCGGUAAUUGAAAAAUCGUUAAAGUUUAGAUCGGUAUCAGCCAAAAUUUUACCGAAAAUUGAUGGUAAAAUGAACAAUAAAGAACUACAUUACCGAAUUUCGGUAAAUUUUUACCAAAUUUAGUGGUUUUUAAUCAACCGACCUGUUCAGCAGUUGAAAAAUCGGUAGAAAUAAGCGAAUUCAGUGAAAAUCCAAGUGUAUAUUAAAGGUUUAAUCUAAAACCUAUAAAUUCAAAUAACAUUUUUCAAACAAAUUGUUUGUUUUUAAAGCAUUGUUUUCUCCUUAACUUCACCCACUGAACCUUUUUUUUCUCAUAAAAUUAUUUUUAUUAGGUCCUUUUUGGUGCUGGGACCUGGUUAGGACCGAGUCGGCUUUUGUAAUUACAUUUGACUUAAUAAUUACAGAGGAUCUUGUGUGUAAAUGUUAGUGGGAGGGGAGCCGAUUACCCGCGGCCUACUCGGGUUUAGUAGGGAAGGGAUUGAUGUUAAAGACAAGGCGUGGGAAGGGAAGGGGGAUUGUGUAGGGGUCUUGGUUGGCUCUGCUGGCCAGUGUUGAAAAUCUAGCGACUAUGAUUAAUUUUGCGAUUAAUCGCUGCCUGUUACACCCCACGAAUAAGACUGCUGAGAAUAGUCUUUAUUCUCAAAUUGCCACGACUAGCUGUCAUUCGUCAAGAGUGCAGUCGAUGAUUGUAACAACCCAUGACUGCUGGCAGUAAAGGGGCAAGAUUGGAUCUUGAUCGCAGCAAGUUGAUGACUAAACCCAAUCAUUCAAAUUUUUAUUCGUCUCUGCCACACCCAGCGAUCAAGUGGCAGUCAGGAAAAACGAGAUCAAAGCAUACUCAGAGGGCUUUUCUUCAGGCAAUCAUUAUUCGCUCGAAGAGAUUUUUUUUCAACCUUGCUGCUGGCCUUUGCUUUUGUCCUCAGCCGCAACUCGGUGUCCAGCUGCUGGGGCGUGCUUCCGGUGAAAACCAGAAACGACGGCUUUGUGUGAAGGCGAGUUAUACUAACUGAAGGAAAACUAACUGAAGAAAAACUAAAUGGAUAUUUUGGAAUCUAAGAGGAACUGAUAGAUCGGAUAGAGAACACCCACUGAACCUUCAUGCUUUUCAUUAUUUUUUAAGAAGCAUGCACAAAAAAAUAAUUAAUUUAGAAGGUUGAUAAAAAUUGAUGAAUAUUAUCCCAUUAAACCCAUAAACCCCCAUUUUUAGGAUGCAAUAUUUGUUUUUUUAAGAACCUGAAAUUUGACAGAAAACGAUUGAAAAAUAGUGAAAAAUAAUCAAAAACAAAUCUUUUUCUACAAAAACAAUUCAAUUAAGUUAAGUUUCAGCGAAGAAACAACAAUAUUCCAUAAACUAAAAAUUCAUGCAAUUUCCGUGAAAAAAAAAACAAUUUUCAAAAAGGCCAUUUUUAAAAAAAAAUUUAUAUGUAUGUCCCUCGACUCUGACCAAAGUCGAGGGGGGAGCAAAAAAAAAGUUUACAAAUUUUAAUUAGAAGCCACGGUUUCAACAUUUGAAUGAAAAAAGUGUUUUAAAAUGCAUUAUACACCUGCCCAGUUGUUUUGCAAUCAUAAGUUUUCAAAUAUUUUAAGUAUUAACGAAAAUUUUAUUUUAGCGGGAAAAAAGAUUUUGCAGUACUGUACAUUGUAAUUUCAUAAAAGUCCAUAAAAAUGAUUCUAAACAUGCUUAAUAUGAUAAUCAAUGCAGAAAAAGGCAUUUUUAAUUGUUUUUAGUUGAUUGUCUUCUAUUUCCAUGGAUAUUUUCAAGUUUUUUGAAAAAAAUAUAUUUUUGGCCUCCGAUUUUUCGGACCAAUUUUGAAGGGGUGGGGCGACCUUAUGAAUACAUUUCCUAACAUAAUGGUGACAAGCAAUGGUAACCAUUUAAAAAUCAGUACAAAUUUCGUCAAAAAAGUUUUUGUCAAAUGGUUAAAAAAUGGUCUAAGAACUAGUUCUCAAAUAGUAACCUUAAAACAAUCACUUAAAAAACAUAAAUAUUAAAGUAUUAAAAAUGUUCAAAAUUUACAAAAAAAAAUCAUUUUAACUGAAAGUUACCAGCAGGCAAAAGAAGCCUUUUGAUACAAAUUUUAAAAAAAUGUCAAAAUUUCAAAUAAAAUUCUUUGAAAUUAUGUUUUUUUUACAAUCUGCAAUGAUAUCAACUGUGGUUGAAAUAUUUGAAAUUAAACUUCCACGUAAAUCCCAUAUUCAAUGGGGUCAACCUUUAUAAACUUCAAUUAGCACUAGAAAACGAUAAAUUUCAUGUGGCACAAGUAAAUCGAAACGCUUUCCGCAAUUAAUUUUGCAAUUGCAGCUCUCUAGCCCAUGCAAACAACUUUGUUCGCUCAUGAUAAAAACAGCGCACAAAAUUUCCGAUUUAAAUAAAUAAAAUCCAUCAACGGUGAGGCCUCUCUUCCUCCAGUGCAAAUGUGUUUUUGCAAACCAGAUUGCAAUCGGGGUGCUAAAACACUGUCUGCGGUCACACUCACAUUUCAACACGCGGCGAUAAUGCGUUUUCCAUCAUCAACUGUGAAAGCCGGCCAACAUUUGCCCCAUCAUUUAUACAUAUCAAAUAAAACGAAUCAUAUCAGUAUCAUUCGUCAUUUAAUUAAAUCCACAAACGCGUGGUCGGCGGAGAUAAUAUUAAUAGUUUGAUAAAACCGACCGUUCAUUAAUUACGCGAUCGAUGUUUGACUCAUUUCCGAUCGAACCCCCUCCCCCUUUGUGACGCCCCUGGUGGCACCUUUUCAAUUGUUUGUGUGCAAAAAUCAGAAAACCAUUAUAAACUACAUUAAACCCACAAUUUCCACCUCAUUGAGUUGGGUUGUUGCAUGUGGCUGUUUUGAUCAACCUUUCCCAAUCUCUCCCCUUUUCUACACCCCUGCCCUGCUGAUGCUGAAAUCUAUUCAUCAUCUAAUCACACAAUCGACCUCCUACGCACAUUUCAAACCAAACGUGGCUUUUGUUUUGGGUGUUCAAAUGAUUCGAUUAAUUCAAAUGCUUUCGUUGCGUCAACACCCCCCAAAAUGUGUUCAAUUUCACCACCCCUUGCAACGCCCCUGCCAAAACGAAGGAAAACUGCACAUUUAUUGCAAUUUAAAGAGAAAAAGCAAAAAGAGAAAGUGAAAAAGAGCGAGUGUAUCAUGCAAAACUGAAAAACUGAAUAAUUAUAAUGAAUGUAAUUAAAUUUCAUGAAUAUAUGCAUGUGUACAUUUUCGAAACUGUUUCUACCCCCGCCCUCAAAAACCAAACGAUGAAAAGCACACAUACAUACAGACACUCACUCAAACAAGCGCACUUGAAGCAGAAAAUUGCAUGUUUUAAAGCUUAAAAACCUUCGCAAAGUGUGCGACAGAGAUAGAAAGAGACAGAGAGAGAGAGUGGAAAAUUAAUUUCGAAACUGAACAGACUCCCCCGUCCUUGAAUUGCAAAUAAAAAAAGGAAAAAAUCAAAUAUGCAGCAAAAAAGGAAGAUGAAAUCGUAUGUAACAUAUCGGAAACAACAUUUUUCAUAUCAAAACGGGAGAAAUGAUUAAUUAAUUAAAACGCAAAUCGAUGGCGUAGCUUUAAGAGUAUACUUUUUCUUUCUAUUAAAAAAUGAAAAAAAAAUCUCAACAAAGAAACCAAAACAUAAACAGCACGAAAUUAAAUGCGCAAAAUUUAAAAACACAAAACUCUUCGACGUUUUAACUAAACUUUUUUUCAAAACUCUUUUCGGAAACAAGACGAGCGAAACAAAGCAAGCGUGUACUUUCACCCCCUUUUAUAA